Molecule: messenger RNA, 1454 nt
Organism: Nicrophorus vespilloides
Lineage: Eukaryota; Metazoa; Arthropoda; Insecta; Coleoptera; Silphidae
Exons: 5
Coding region: 91-1380 (429 amino acids)
Biological process (GO): triglyceride biosynthetic process
Cellular component (GO): plasma membrane
Molecular function (GO): long-chain-alcohol O-fatty-acyltransferase activity; diacylglycerol O-acyltransferase activity
Source: RefSeq, a predicted model, not a curated record
UCAAUUGAUGUUGAAAUUCCGUUCGAGCCACAAGUUUGCACUUCUAUUUUAAUCUUGCGUUCAUUCAGUGUGUCAAUAAUUGUUGAUAAGAUGCAAUCUCUAAGAAAACUUUUGGACAUUGGAAAUUUGUACACUUUUUUCUAUAUUUAUGGCACCUUUAAACACUCAAAUCUUAUUGGCCAAUUGCAUUGGAUUAUAUUGCUACCAUUAUCCUUAAUAUGCACCAUUUUCUUGUGCUUAUUGCUUAUUAUUAUAGCGAUUUACUACGAAAUUAUCAAUUUCGUCUUGAGGUUAAAACACGGGGAUGAUUAUUGCGGGAUUAUGGAUGGAUCGGAUGUAAUUUGGGUCGUUGAAGAAGUGACCUCUCCGUUUAUCAAAACGCUCUUGAUGGUCGAUGCCAAAGAUGGGGAAGACUGUGAACCUCUUUUUGAAUUCAUGAAAAGCACCUACGAGAAAAUCGCCAAAACGCAUACGAAGAUGAGCUGGGUUCGAAGAUAUUUCAUGGGUUACGGGUAUUUCCUCAAAACGCACAUCAACAUCCAAGAGCAUGUGAAGUAUUUGGAGGACUACAAGGAUGUAGAAGGAUUAAACUUACUGAUGGAUAAGUUGAGUGACUCCCCUUUACCAGCUGGGAAUACGGCUCUGUGGGAAGUGUAUGUUGGAAGGGUUCCUUUAAAAUGGGAUAAAAAUGGAGGUAAAGUUCAGUAUCCAAUUUUCGCCAAGUAUCAUCACAGUCUUGGCGACGGAAUGUCAUUAAUGACUUUGAUAACAUCACAGUUCAUUGUUAAUGGGGUUAAUAUCGUGAAAGAAAGCUGCGAAACUUACAGAAACGUUCUUAAAAAGUCGGCCUUGACAAAAUCGAAACCUACUUUCCUGGAGAAUGUAAAGAAAUUGUUUAAUAAAAGUUACUAUAUUACAUAUUUCGGUCUGCUGGAUGACAAGGAUGAAAACAUGCUGCACCAAAACCGUUUAAGCAACGAAAAGCACAUAUGCUACUCCUUGGAGAAAGAGUCGACGAAUUAUGUGGAGAAAGUAAAAUCUAUCAAGAAUCGGUUUAAGGGAAUCUCUUUUAAUGAUGUAAUCAUGUCAGCAUUUUCCGCGAGUUGUGCCGAGUAUUACAUGUGUCACGACAAGAAUCCUCCGGAAAAUAUUCGUUUUGCAUUACCGUAUUAUAUAGCUUCGAGCGACUUUAAUAGCAUAGUGACUACAGGUACCAAUGGGGAAAUCGUUGCAAACUUGAAUAACAACCUUGCAUUGGGUUUUCUCAACAUCCCUAUCAAAGACAAGGAUAUCACCAGGAAUAUGGUGGACAGGUUGAUGUGCAUCAAUAAAAAUUCGACAAUUUCUAAGGAUAGUUUAGAUUUUCCGUUCGUAUAUUGACAAAUCAAUAUCUUCUCGACUAUUGUUCCGUUAUUGGUAAUAAAGAAAAUAGUCAAAUCGAAUCACAACACGGU